AUGUCUUGGGUGGGAGCGCGAACGCAAUCCACUUUCGAAAGGUCACCGUCGAAUGUCAAAACAUUCUGGCUCGAUAGCCAGCGUCAAGCCGGUCGAGACUUCCGUUCCCGGUCCGGCCGGGGCUGUUUGUGGGUUCUGAUUUCCCUCUGGUUCAUAGGCCUCACCGCCGGCUUCAUCUUCCUGUGUGUCUGGUCCACGUGGGAGAAGAGCAAUUACAACUUGCAGUCGGCGUGUCUCCCGGACGACUCGUUCAGUCUGUGGCCUAGCACGUAUCAGUACUGGGGAAACUCGGGAUUCUUCCAAAUCACUCUGGGCGGUGGGACCUUGACCUUCACACAGGCGAAAGCUAUUGAUGUUGUCUGGGACAUAGUGGUCGGCCGGGGGGGCCAAGCGCUCAUUGCGUAUCUUUCCUGGGAGACCUUUGUGCGAUACGUGACAACCUCCAUGGAGAUACAGCCCGUCACGUUCAACACGUUCCGAACUGUGUUCCUGCAAAGCGAGUCCCUCAUUAUCGGUAUCCCACGCAUCAUCCGAGACUUUACCAGACGCCGGGGCUUGCAGUCCAAGCUCGCCAUGACUUUCAUCGUCCUGACUAUGAUGUUCACCCUGGUCUUUCCCACGCUCGGUGGUGCGAUGACGGGUUACAGUGGCAACGUAGAGGCGUAUGUGCCCGACUCUAAUAGCAACAACAUCCCAUUUAGCAGUUUCCGUCCACUGUACUAUGUCAUCCACGAUGGAGACAGGGUCGGGCUAACCAAGGACUACGAGGUUGUCGCUUAUCCUGAGAAUGGUACGCACUCCUAUAAGGAUUCAUAA
Molecule: messenger RNA, 816 nt
Organism: Didymella exigua CBS 183.55
Lineage: Eukaryota; Fungi; Ascomycota; Dothideomycetes; Pleosporales; Didymellaceae
Exons: 2
Coding region: 1-816 (271 amino acids)
Source: RefSeq, a predicted model, not a curated record